This is a messenger RNA of Cucumis melo (muskmelon), 792 nucleotides long. Its product is annotated as universal stress protein A-like protein. NCBI's taxonomy places the organism in Eukaryota, Viridiplantae, Streptophyta, Magnoliopsida, Cucurbitales, Cucurbitaceae. The record is from RefSeq and is a predicted model, not a curated record. The coding region runs from base 109 to 648 and encodes 179 amino acids. The transcript is spliced from 5 exons.
AUUUUCUGAGCUAUAAAUAUGGGCGGUGGUUUGAACGCUAUGAUUACCAAACAAACAGCCUACGACGCUGAGAAUUAGGAACCGUUGAUCGGAGAUAGGAUCCAUCAGAUGGGUGAAGUGUCGGAACGUGAGAGGAAGAUCGUUGUGGCGGUGGAUGAAGGGGAGGAGAGCCUGUACGCUCUGUCAUGGUGUUUGAAGAAUGUAAUCUUUGAAAAUUCCAAAGAUACCCUCAUCCUUCUCUACGCUCGCCCACCUCGUCCCAUUUACACCGCCAUGGAUGGCACAGAUGGCGAAUUUCAAACCUUGCAUCCAACAGAAGAACUACCAGGGUAUUUGUUUUCGGCGGAUAUAAUGGCCACGUUGGAUAGGUAUAGUUAUGACGUGGCAGAGGCCGUGGUGGAGAAGGCCAAGAGGCUUUGCAAGCAUCUAAACAAUGUGAAGGUGGAGACAAGAGUAGAAAGUGGAGACGCAAGGGAUGUGAUAUGUCAAAUGGUGGAGAAAUUGGGUGCUGACAUCUUGGUUAUGGGUAGCCAUGGCUAUGGUCCAAUCAAAAGGGCAUUUAUUGGGAGUGUGAGCAACCAUUGUGCAAAGAGUGUGAAAUGCCCUGUUUUGAUUGUAAAGAAGCCUAAAAACUCAUCACAUACUUAAUUUUUCUUUCCCCUUAUCAUUUUGUAUAAACUUUUCUUCUUCUUCUUCUUCUUCUUUUUUCUGUUUAAAUUAUGAUAUUAUAUGUAAAGUGUUUGUAAUUAUAAAUUAUCUUACCUUUAAUUCAUAUUUUCGUAUAUUUUAUUA